Messenger RNA from Melampsora larici-populina 98AG31, 612 nucleotides. RefSeq lists its product as uncharacterized. The record is from RefSeq and is a predicted model, not a curated record. NCBI's taxonomy places the organism in Eukaryota, Fungi, Basidiomycota, Pucciniomycetes, Pucciniales, Melampsoraceae. The transcript is spliced from 4 exons. The coding region runs from base 1 to 612 and encodes 203 amino acids.
AUGGUCACCAUUCACACUAUUCCUUCAUUGCCACCAUCAUCUCAACCAUCUCAUACUCAUCCGUCUCAAACUCCACCUUCAUCUCAAGAUCUAUUGAUUGAAGAUUCUCGUUCGAUUGAUUCUCCUAUGACCAUCGUCACAUCAACUCCUUCGCCAAUUAGACACUAUUCAUUCUUAUCACCAGGACCCAAAGCAAAACCGAGUACCACCAAAGUCAGCCGAGAUCAAACUUUCAAAAAGUCCCUUCCGUUUAUAAAAGAGCUUGCUCUACCCGAAGUUAGAGACUGGGUUAGGCAAUGCAAACACUGUGGCCAAUUUGGACACUCCGAGUUCUUAUGCACUAAAAGGGAUUCACCUAGCGUAGCUGAACAUCACAACGACUGGCGUCUGGUUCAUUUCAAAAGGCAUGGCCGUACCAGUGUUUAUAGUGUUUUGGCUCUUUAUCCGAGUUUAGCUCAACCAAAUUUUGUACAAACGAAGAAGACGACUGAUGCUCUUCCAACCGGUUCCGUGUCCAACAUCAACCCAGCAGUAUCGAGCGGAUCAUCAACCUCGAACAAGGUCAUAUGUUGUACCUGCAAAGAGUGCACCUGUGGUUGCCACAAUAAAUAA